AUGAAUAAGGAAAAGAAGAUAUCAGAAGAACGAUCACAGGCAUCUUCAGGACACGAUGAGUCAGACAAUUCUAUGUCACAGUUCGUACUUGCUGAUAGUACAUGUACCAAAAAUUUACCCACACUGAACAACACUCCUCAUUCUAAUAAAACUGCUGUUGCUAAGCCUGAACAAGCAUCUACAACAACUUCUAAAAGGAACCGGGCAGAAGUACGUCAUUUUGAAACGCCAAUAGCAAUUAAGAUUAAAAAAUGGUUAGUAUCGAUGGUUGCACGCCUCACCAAACAGUGGAAACCUGAAAUGUGCCAGAUGUUAUUCACCGAGAAGGAACUUAUUGAACUAUGUUAUCGUGCCAGAGAAGUUUUCUGGAUGCAACCAACGCUCGUUGAACUUCAUCCUCCAAUAACUAUUUGUGGUGAUAUCCAUGGCCAAUUUUCUGACCUUUUAGCGCUCUUUACAUUGUAUGGUUUUCCACCUGAUAAGCGGUACUUAUUUCUUGGUGAUUACGUCGAUCGUGGUCCAUUCUCGAUUGAAGUGGUCUCAUUACUUUUUGCAUAUAAAAUACUAUUUCCACGUGAUAUUUAUUUAUUACGUGGAAAUCAUGAAUCUCGCUAUGUAAAUAUCAGAUAUGGAUUUUACAGCGAAUGCACCUUAAGAUACUCGCAGAAAUUAUUCGAGGUUUUCCAGUUGGCAUUUUUUUGCAUGCCAUUUUGUGCGCGUAUAGAAAAACGUAUUUUAUGCAUGCAUGGGGGGUUAAGUGAAGAUUUACAACAACUCAAGCAGUUGGAACGGAUUGAACGACCGUGUGAGAUUCCUGAUUUAGGGAUAUUAACAGACUUAACAUGGUCAGAUCCAAGUUUUCAUGUGGAUGAUUAUGAUUACAAUACAAGACGAGGAGUUGCGAGAAUAUUUGGAGUUGAAGCCGUUGAAGAAUUUUGCAAAAUGCUCGGCUUGGACUUGAUUGUCCGAGCACAUCAGGAAGCUUUCAAUUUUUUACUACGUGAAAAUAGCUAUAUAAAAUAG
Thelazia callipaeda (thelaziosis nematode) is the source of this 1023-nucleotide messenger RNA. The record is from the annotation of a GenBank genome assembly. Lineage: Eukaryota; Metazoa; Nematoda; Chromadorea; Rhabditida; Thelaziidae.